Messenger RNA from Grosmannia clavigera kw1407, 567 nucleotides. RefSeq lists its product as uncharacterized. The transcript has 3 exons. Bases 1 to 567 code for a protein of 188 amino acids. Lineage: Eukaryota; Fungi; Ascomycota; Sordariomycetes; Ophiostomatales; Ophiostomataceae. The record is from RefSeq and is a predicted model, not a curated record.
AUGGAGAAGAAGGCAAGGGGAAAGACGCAGAGCCAGGAGGAGGUGGAAUGCAAAAAGCGGGAAGAGAGGAGCGAAAAGCGAAAAGCGAAAAGCGAAAAGCGAGAAAAGAAAGAAGCAGACAAAUCGACAGGACGGCCAGAAGGAAGGACCGACCAGAUGAAGGGCGACUGCGGCGGUGGUGGCAGUGGCAGCAGUGGUGGGCCUUGGGCGCCGAAGGCCCAGCAGCAGGACGCUAUAAUUACUCUCCGGAUGCUGGGCUGUGCUCCAUCCGCCUGCAGCAAAGAGUGCAUGCACAGCACAGCUGCGCAGUCCAUCCCAGCCCUCCUGCGCCGAUCAGGCCGCUGCUGCUGUGCUGGCCGCCGCGGCUUUUCGCCACCCUCUCCUUCUGCGCUGUUCCAUGCCGUCUUCCGUCGUCCGUCUCUCAUCAUCCCCAUCUGCCUGCCCCGUCGCCACUGCCCCAUCGCACCAACGCUCUCCCAGACCCUCGUAUCCCCCCACAGCUCAUUUCGCUCUACCCGUUUCCCGGACAGCCUCCUGGGUCGGCUGCCAAUCUCGCGCCCACGCUAA